CGGGUCCCGGCGGCGGGCCCGGGCUCCCUCCCGUUGUUAUAGUGACGAACCGAGGCCUUCUCCGUCGCAUCUCCCGGAGGGAGGGGGGAGGGGCAGAGAGAGCAUCCUCCUCCCCAAAUUCCCAAAUCCAAGGGAUUCCCGGCCAGGGAAGAGAAGAAGGGGGGCAGAGGGCCGGGGGUCGACGCCGAGGAAGAGAGACCUCACCCUCCCGAGAGGAGCGACCGGGGAGGCGGGGGCGGCCCCCUCCCCGGCCAUGCCAGUGCUCGUCGGGGCUGCUGAGUCAGAGCCGGGCAUCCCCGCGGCCCCGCUCCAUGAGCCGCCCUCCGGCCCCAUGGAGGAGACCGAGCACUCGUGCCCGCGGCCUCGACGGACGGUGACCGCCCCCGCCCCGUUCGCCGCCGACGGCGGCUGCGGGUGCCGAGCGCCGCACGACAGACUGAGCGUCGCCCAGGCCCGCCGGGGGACCCCAGCCGACAGACCGGUCCGGGUCUACGCCGACGGGAUCUUCGACCUCUUCCACUCGGGUCACGCCCGGGCCCUGAUGCAAGCCAAGGCUCUGUUCCCCAACAGCUACUUGUUGGUGGGAGUGUGCGGCGACGACCUGACCCACAAGUUCAAAGGGUUCACGGUGAUGAACGAGGCGGAGCGCUACGAGGCGCUGAGGCACUGCCGGUACGUGGACGAGGUCAUCCGGGACGCCCCGUGGACGCUCACGCCCGACUUCCUGGACAAGCACAAGAUCGAUUUCGUAGCCCACGACGACAUCCCUUACUCCUCCGCCGGCUCCGACGACGUGUACAAGCACGUGAAGGAAGCAGGCAUGUUCGUGCCCACGCGGCGGACGGAGGGCAUCUCCACGUCGGACAUCAUCACCCGGAUCGUGCGGGACUACGACGUCUACGCCCGGCGCAAUCUGCAGAGAGGCUACACGGCCAAGGAACUCAACGUUAGUUUUAUCAACGAGAACAAGUAUCGCUUUCAGAACCAGGUGGACAAGAUGAAGGAGAAGGUCAAGAACGUGGAGGAGAAAUCCAAGGAGUUCGUCUACAGGGUGGAAGAGAAGAGCCACGACCUCAUCCAGAAGUGGGAGGAGAAAUCCCGAGAGUUCAUCGGGAACUUCCUGGAGCUCUUCGGGCCCGACGGGACGUGGCAGAUGUUCCAGGAGCGGAGCGGUCGCAUGCUGCAAGCCCUGUCCCCGCGCCAGAGUCCGGCCGGCAGCCCCACCCGGGGCCGCUCGCCGUCCCGCUCGCCGUCCCCGACCUCCUCCUGGCCCCCGGCCGCGGCCGCCUCCCCGCCGGCCGCCUCCCCGCCGGCCUCGCCCAAGGCCGCCUCGGCCUCCGUCAGCAGCCUCAGCGACGAGGACGACAAGUGAGGGUCCGGGAGGGCCGCCGGGCCCCGCCGCGCACGGACCCGGACGCGCGCGGGGACGCAUUCGGGGCCGGGCGGGAGGGUUCC
This is a messenger RNA of Ornithorhynchus anatinus (platypus), 1455 nucleotides long. It is a transcript of the gene PCYT1B, whose product is annotated as phosphate cytidylyltransferase 1B, choline. Gene Ontology annotation, molecular function: choline-phosphate cytidylyltransferase activity; phosphatidylcholine binding. The record is from RefSeq and is a predicted model, not a curated record. The coding region runs from base 254 to 1372 and encodes 372 amino acids. The transcript is spliced from 8 exons. Lineage: Eukaryota; Metazoa; Chordata; Mammalia; Monotremata; Ornithorhynchidae. Gene Ontology annotation, biological process: CDP-choline pathway.